CCUCGCAGGAGGAGUAAAUAGAGCUUUUGCACGCUUGUGAGCGACUCUCAAGAAUCACAGCGUCUCCGCACACCGGUACCGGCACGUCUGCACCGGCACAGCACAGCCCCGAACCUGUGGAGCAGCCAGGACGGCUUGUUUGCAACAUUCCGAUUGUCCAAUACGGCUGAUAUAUGAGUGGUCGCCGUGUUUGUCACGCCAUCGUCGUGCCCUCCUUCUCGCCCACUCACGGAGAGUGACAGCCAGAUUCAUCUUAACUUGCUGCUACGAAACCCCCUGGGAGGUCUAAGCAACCUCAAAAGGCCUCUGGUGUGAGGUUGGUCCAUGGGAAGCCAAACGAUGAAGACAUGUUUUGUGCUUCUGGCAGCACUGCUGUUGCCCACAAUCCAACCAUUGUGUCCUGACAAAGAGCCAGGACUAAAGCCAUGGAUGCCUGGACAUAGUGAACAUCAUCGUGUAGUCAUCGGUUACGGCAGGAAGGUACUCCUCACGACUUCCGCUACCGUCCACUCCAUUGAGAUAAAAAACGGAGGAAAGCUGGUGAUUGCUGACACCAACCGGCCCAUUCUUCUUCGGACAAAACACAUUCUUAUUGGGAACAAAGGAGAACUGCACAUUGGAAGUCCAGAAUGUCCUUUCAAGGGCAACCUGACCAUUUCUCUGUUUGGAAGGUUAGACGACAGUGAUCAGGAGCACAGCUACUUUGGCCGCAAAUACAUUGGCGUGGGUACCGGUGGGACUUUGGAGAUCCACGGGGCGAAGAAGCUGUCGUGGACCUUCCUCAACAAAACCCUCCACCCUGGAGAAAGCAAGCAGAAUAAGUACCUGUUCGAGAGGAGCUGGGGAAACCGAGGCAUUAUCGUCCAUGUCAUUGAACCCAAGACCGGAGAGGUACUGAGAAAUGACAGGUUUGACACAUACCGCAGCAAGGAGGAGAGCCAUCGGCUUGCAAAGUAUGUCAAUGAUGUGGAGGUGGGCCUUAUAGUUGCCAUGGUGGUCAGUGAUGAGGGCUCGAACAACUUGGAGGACUCCGCCAAAAAGAGCAUCUCCAGACUUGGCAGCCAGCAUGUCGUCACUUUAGGAUUUAGACAUCCAUGGUCUUUUAUAGUCGUGAAAGGAAACCCGUCGUCUGCUGUAGAAGAUCAUGCUGUCUAUCAAGGCACCAAAGCCUCCUCAGAGGCGCGAAGUUCUCAUCUUUUUCAAAUAAGCGAUGCAGAGCAUUUCACCAUAACGGCCAGCAGCCAGUGGAUUCAAGAGGCUGAGUGGACAGAAUGGUUUGACAGGGAUGAUGAGAGGGGUUCUGGUGACUGGGAGAAGCUAACGGAUCUGCGUGAAGCCAAUCCGGAUCGAUUGUGUAACAAUCCACUGGACAUUCAGGCGGAAACCCACGACGGCAUACCUUCUAACCAGACAGGGGAUGUGAUCCACAAAAAUGAUAAGGGUUAUGGUUUUGUCUGCCGCAAUAAGGACCAAACUCAUGGCCUAUGCCACAACUACAGAGUUCGCUUCCUGUGUGGAAAACUGGUUCGUCCUCAGGCAUCCAUUUCCAUUGACAUGACGUCCAACAGCACAAUUCUGGAGCUUGCUGACCAACCAAUAGGCUGGCUACCUGGAGAUCAGGUGGUGGUGGCCAGUACUGACUACACCAUGCAUCAGACGGAGGAGUUUCAUCUACUCUCUUGCCCUGCUUGCACACCCAACCAAGUUAAAGUUCAAGGUAAAGCUGCGUUUAUUCACAUGGGUGAAGAUGUGGACGGUGUCGACAUGAGAGCGGAGGUUGGCCUGUUAAGUCGUAACAUCCUACUCCGUGGUGAGAUGGAGCCCAGUUGUUAUGGCAACGAAGCCUGCAAGUUCUUUGAUUUUGACACCUUUGGAGGACACAUUAAGGUAGAGCGAGGGUUCAAGGCUACUCAUAUAUCUGGCUUGGAGAUGCAGCACAUGGGUCAACAAACGAUGGGACAUUAUCCCGUCCACUUUCAUAUGGACGGUGACGUGGACCAGAAGGGAGGCUACGACCCCCCCACCUAUGUCAGUGACCUGUCAAUCCACCACUCUUUUUCUCGUUGUGUCACCAUUCAUGCCUCCAAUGGACUUAUGGUCAAAGACGUGGUGGGCUAUGACGCGCUCGGCCAUUGUUUCUUUACCGAGGACGGUCCAGAGGAGAGAAACACGUUCUAUCACUGUCUGGGCCUCAUGGUACGAGCAGGAACUCUACUGCCUUCCGACAGAGACAGUAAAAUGUGCCGCGGCAUCACUGACGGAGCCUACCCAGGAUACGUAGCCAACCCUCGGCAGGACUGCAGCGCAACUUCAACUUUCUGGAUUGCCAACCCCAAUAACAACCUCAUCAACUGUGCCGCUGCAGGCUCCGAGGAAACCGGUUUCUGGUUUAUCUUCCACCACGUACCCACAGGACCCUCGGAAGGGCUAUACUCGCCAGGGAAAACAGAACAUACACCUAUGGGCCAGUUCACCAAUAACAGAGCCCAUUCCAACUACAGGGCUGGAUUUAUUCUGGAUAAUGGAGUCAAGACAACUCAGGCGAAUGACAAGGACAAGAGACCCUUCCUUUCGCUGAUUGGAUCCAGGUAUGGCCCCCACCAGGAUGCUGACCCUUUCAAACCCAGAGUUCCUGCUCUCAUUAACCAUUUCGUAGCCUACAAGAACCAGGAUCAUGGUGCAUGGCUUAGAGGAGGGGAUGUCUGGCUUGACGACUGCCAAUUUGCAGAUAACGGCAUUGGUCUCACCCUGGCAAGUGGAGGGACAUUUCCGGAUGAUGACGGCUCUCGUCAGCAAGUGAGAAAUUCUGUGUUUGUUGGUGAAAGUGACAAUCACGGGAUGCAGCUCUCUGACAACAGCGUGUGGGGCCCAGGCGGCGCUGACCUCACUGGCAGGACUCUCCCGCGGGGCAUUGAUUUCCCAAUCCGGGGCAUGCAGAUCUACGAUGGACCCAUCAAUGUGCAAAACUGUACGUUUCGUAAAUACACCGCUCUGGAGGGACGGCACAGUAGUGCUUUUGGUUUUCGACUCAACAACUCGUGGCAGAGUUGCCCCAACAAUAAUGUGACAGACAUCACCUUCGACCACGUACCUAUAACCUCCCGUGUGUUUUUUGGGGAGCCUGGUCCGUGGUUUAAUAGGAUGCAGAUGGACGGAGACAAGACCACCAUUUUCCACGAUAUUGACGGCUCAGUUAGUGAGUAUCCUGGUGCUUACCUGGUGAAGCAAGACAACUGGCUGGUCCGCCAUCCCGACUGCAUUGAUGUGCCUGAUUGGAGGGCUGCCAUCUGCAGUGGCCACUAUGCGCAGAUCUACGUCCAGACACGUAACCCUGCCAACCUGAACAUGCACAUAGUGAGAGACGAGUACCCCGAUCGUCCCCUGACCUUAGAGGGCGCUCUGGGAAAGCGAAAACACUACCAGCAGUUUCAGCCAGUGAUCACCUUGGCAAAAGGCUACACCAUCCACUGGGACCAAGCUGCACCUGCUGAGGUCACCAUCUGGAUCAUCAACUUCAACAAAAAAGACUGGAUCGAUGUAGGCAUCUGCUACCCCCAAGGGACCACCUUUGUCAUCAUCUCUGACAUCCACAAUCGCCUAACUAAACAGACGCGCAAGACCGGAGUCUUCAUGAGGACCAUGCAGAGGGAGAAGAUCAACCAGUCACACCUGACCCGAGGCUAUUACUACUGGGAGGAAGAAUCCGGGCUGCUCUUCCUGAAAGUGCAGGCUCAUAAUGACAGGGAUCAGUUUGCCUUCUGCUCCCUCAAGGGAUGUGAGAGGGUGAAGAUCACGGCCGUCAUCCCCAAAGGAAGUCCACCCAGCAACUGCAUGGCUCGGGCCUAUCCAAGACACGCCGAGCUGCCUGUUGUGGAUGUUCCGAUGCCCAGGAAGAUCCCCAAUGACAAACUGCACUCAGCAGAGCACUUACUGGAGGUUAAAAUGGAGUCCUAUAAUACUCGCUUCUUUCACAUCAAGGAGGACUUUGCUUUUACUGAGGUCAAUGGGAGGAAGUUGUACCAAGCAGAAGAUGGUGUGCAGCUGACGGUCAUUGAUGGGAUUCAUGGGAAGGUGGUAGAGAGCAAGGCCUUCAGGAACACGAUCCUCCAGGGUGUCCCUGCCCAACUAGACAACUACAUCAGUGGACUGAAAGAUGGUUCAAUUGUUCUCAUGACGUCGAAAGGCCGUCUAGUGACAAAAGGACCGUGGACCAAAGUGCUGGAGCGACUUGGAGCCUCCGCAAACAUCAAACUGAAAGAUAAGUUGACUUUUGUUGGGUUCAAGGGCUCCUUUCGCCCUGACUGGGUUCGAAUGGAAGUGGACCCCAACAGCGCCAAGAUCCACCAGGUCCUUCCCAUCCCUGUGGUCCACAAGAUGAAGCUAUGAGUGGCAAAAAGAACUACAAAGAGACUAUGUUGGCCCUAUAUACCCAUAAAAAAUACACGCAUAUAAUACACUCAUGUAGUCAGCACUGCAGACUGAGCUGCUUCACCACCUGGUGUGUUUUGAGUUUGGAUGUGUUGGGAAUGAAGAACAAUGUCCACCAUGAUUCCACACUUGUGUAAAAAUGAGGACACGCCAUUGCGUUCAAAUGUUGUCACAAGACUCAGACUCUUGGGUUGUGCCAAAAUGUGUUUUGCUUGAUGGCGGCUAUGUUUUUUAACCAAUCUUGCUUACAUUGCACACAUGCUAGUCAGUCCCUUAAAACUGUGUACAAAGUUUCCUGAUGAUUUGGCAAGGUGCCCUCAAGUUACAGUCGAGCACAUAUGUCAGGUCAAGUGGUCAAAUUUGUCAAUGGGUGUAUUUGUCCAACAAAUAAUAGCAUAGGCAACAUAUUAGAGGGGGAUGUUUUGACUAAUUUUCACUCUUUUGUGUGCAUGGGUUCAUGAGAGGAAUAGUUAUGAGUUAUGUUUUCACAUAAUGGUACCUAGACCCUCAUCGGUAGACAGCAUGAAAGGGACAAUGUACCUUUUCGUAUCUGCAAAAGAAUCAAGGCUGGUUCGACGCUUAUGUUUUAUCGCUAGCACAGUAGUUGUUAUAUAUGUUAGCUUUGUAUGGCAAACGGAACAUGUUAGGCAGGUAAAUUUUUUCGUGAAAAUUAUGUUUUCUGUUCAAGGCCUUGAGUCAUGUGAAAGUAGAAUUAGAAACUAGAUUGUGAAAGAAGUUGUUGACUGUUAGAGGUCUCACCCCACUCUAUUUUAAUGACGAUAUUUCCGCAUCACAGAAGAGUGAAACAAUUCUUGCUUAGGGGUAACCUCACCAUAGAAGAUCCAACAAUUGUACUGCCUAUUUAGUAGUGGCUCACACAAAAUAGACAAAAUAUUUGUAAUACCCAAAAGUUCGUCACUGGCCCACCAACGUCUCACUCCACUGUAUCUUAACAACUGUUGUUCUGCAUCACAAAAGAGUGAAACCAGCCUUGGUUGGGGGUGACUUUACCUUCGAAGAUAAAUACUUUGAUCCAAUACCAUCUUCUCAGAUCUGUCCUUUCUAGUCUUUGAGCAUUAACCGAUAAAGACUGAUUGAUUGAUUCAAUACCCUAAGAAUCCCUAAAAUUAGGUUAUGCCUGCAUGCUUUAUAAUUCAAAAGCAUUUAUGCAGGGCUUGUUUGCUGUUAUUUUUAUCACAUACUCUAUCGUGGAACUUUUGAUGUCAGACACAAUCUCUGACCCAAUUUUUUUUUUUUAAGACAAUUAUUUUAUACAGUGGGGAUAAUCGUACUUGAGCAUGAUUCCCUGCUGAUUUUGUAAUUGUGUCCCCUUACAAAGUACAGUAGAGUACAUCAUGUUUACAGUGAAUUGAUUUUAAAGUUCAAAAAUGAUUACGGUAUAUU
Molecule: messenger RNA, 5832 nt
Organism: Nerophis lumbriciformis (worm pipefish)
Lineage: Eukaryota; Metazoa; Chordata; Actinopteri; Syngnathiformes; Syngnathidae
Gene: cemip
Product: cell migration inducing hyaluronidase 1
Source: RefSeq, a predicted model, not a curated record